CUAAGAAAACUUUGGCCUCUUCCCCCUUCCAAGUUUGCUGGUGUCCCUUAUGAAACACGGGCCGCAGCUUUUACAGACCAGCUCCAUUUUCCCCCUUUUUUUUCUAGAAGGCAGCGGCCUGCCAUCUGGCUUCCCCCCACGGCCCCCCUGUCUGGACAGGGUGGGCACCAGGCUGCCCCACCACCCCCACCUCACCCUGCCUUGGCCUCCCGGGGCCUUGCGAACUUUCUGGGCAAUCUGAUUCCCUGCGGCUUCUUUGGCUGAGGAAGAAGAGCAUUUUGGAGAAGGUACCAUGCCUGAGCUGUGUCUCGUCUGUUGGGUGCUUCUCCUGGGCCUGGCACAGGCCUGUCCAGAGGCCUGCGACUGUGGAGAGAAAUAUGGCUUCCAGAUCGCCGACUGCGCCUACCGAGAUCUGGAGGCUGUGCCGCCCGGCUUCCCAGCCAACGUGACCACCCUGAGCCUGUCGGCCAAUCGGCUGCCCGCGCUACCAGAGGGCGCCUUCCGGGAGGCCCCGCUGCUGCAGUCCCUGUGGCUGGCCCACAACCAGAUCCGCGUGGUGGCCGCCGGCGCCCUGGCCCCCCUGGGUCACCUGAAGAGCCUGGAUCUCAGCCACAACCUCAUCUCGGACUUCGCGUGGGCCGACCUGCACGCCCUGCACGCCCUGCAGCUGCUCAAGAUGGACAGCAAUGAGCUGGACUUCAUCCCCCGUGAUGCCUUCCGCAGCCUGGGUGCCCUGCGCUCGCUGCAGCUCAACCACAACCGCCUGCACACGCUGGCCGAGGGCACCUUCGCGCCCCUGGCCGCGCUCUCCCACCUGCAGAUCAACGACAACCCCUUCGACUGCACCUGUGGCAUCCUGUGGUUCAAGGCCUGGGCGCUGGCCACGGCCGUGUCCAUUCCCGAACGUGACAAUAUCGCCUGCAGCUCCCCGCAUGUGCUCAAGGGCACCCCGCUGGGCCGCCUGCCCCCCCUGCCCUGCUCCGCCCCGUCCGUCCAGCUCAGCUACCAGCCCAGCCAGGACGGGGCCGAGCUGCGGCCGGGCUUUGUGCUGGCCCUGCACUGUGACGUGGAUGGUCAGCCGGCCCCUCAGCUCCGAUGGCACAUCCAGACCCCGCGGGGCUCCGUGGAGAUCGCCAGCCCCAACGUGGACGCCGAUGGACGUGUCCUGCCCAGCGCCCUGGCGGCCGACGGCCAGCCCCGCUUCCAGGCCUUUGCCAACGGCAGCCUGCUCAUCCCUGACUUCGGCAAGCCGGAGGAGGGUAUCUAUAGCUGCCUGGCCACCAACGAGCUGGGCAGCGCCGAGAGCUCGGUGAACGUGGCCCUGGCCACCCCGGGCGAGGGGGGUGAGGACGCUUUGGGGCGCAGGUUUAAUGGCAAAGCGGUGGAAGGCAAGGGCUGCUACACCGUGGAUAAUGAGGUUCAGCCGUCGGGGCCUGAGGAUAAUGUAGUCAUCAUCUACCUCAGCCGGGCCGGGACCCCCGAGGCUGCCGUGGUCAAAGCGGGGGGCCCUGAGCAACGGCUCCCUGGCCUGCUCUGGCUGGCCCAAAGCCUGCUCCUCCUCUUCCUCACCUGCACCUGCUUCUAGCCCCGCCCCCUCCCCCCGGGCAGGCCUCCCGCACUCUAGUAAGGGCCACUGGGGCUGGACUGGGCUCUGCAUUCUCCUACCUCCCCUUCCGAACUCUUCUGGAACACACACCCCAACCCGUGCACCCGCUCAGAGCUAGUGACUGUGUCAGGGUGCAAAUUUGCUGCUGCUGCUGCUGCCACUGCCGCCAGCAUAACCCAGGGCCCCGCCUCUCACUGGGGCAGCAUGCUAACAAGGGUGAUGUCCUCACUUGCUGGAAGGCUGGAUGUCUGGGGCCUGCAGGGGUGUGGCCAGGAGGGAAGGAUGCAGGGUACACAGGAAGGAGAAGAGGGCGAAGGCAGUGGGGACAAGAAGGUCCGCAAGGCUGACCCCUGGCUGGUGAUUUCUGACCAAGACUUGGGGCUCCUGGAAGGCCGGGCCUCCUUCUCCGGCCACCCCAGCUCCCCCAGCCUUUGCCCUCCACCCUGGACACCUGCCCUUCUUUUCUCUACAAAUCCACACGCAUCUGUUCCCAUCAGCCUGUUGGUGGCAGAGAAAUAAA
Messenger RNA from Dipodomys ordii (Ord's kangaroo rat), 2126 nucleotides. It is a transcript of the gene Islr, whose product is annotated as immunoglobulin superfamily containing leucine-rich repeat. Gene Ontology annotation, molecular function: protein binding. The transcript is spliced from 2 exons. NCBI's taxonomy places the organism in Eukaryota, Metazoa, Chordata, Mammalia, Rodentia, Heteromyidae. Bases 293 to 1585 code for a protein of 430 amino acids. The record is from RefSeq and is a predicted model, not a curated record.